Messenger RNA from Acanthosepion pharaonis, 1287 nucleotides. The record is from the annotation of a GenBank genome assembly. NCBI's taxonomy places the organism in Eukaryota, Metazoa, Mollusca, Cephalopoda, Sepiida, Sepiidae.
AUGUCCUUAUAUGCACAAUGUAUUAAGUUAGCUUCCUUUCCUGAACAUGUCAUUUCAAACUUUCCCUUUCAGCCAUUGCCAACAGACACAAGACACAUCUUCUUGUCCAGUCAUUCCCCCCCCCUCUCCACUUCAACUACAAUUAUUCGCUCUUUCACAUCUACUUUCUUUGCUCUAAUUCAUCUUUGUUCUUAUUUUUUUUGUGUUUCUUUUUCUUGUUUUCGUUCAACUUACUCUCCUUUUUCUUUUGUUUCUUCUUCUUCUUACUCUCCUGAUUCUUUUGCUCCUUCUCUUCGUUCUUCUUACUCUCCUUUUUUCUUUGGUUUCUUCUUCUUGUCUUCUCUUCUUUCUUCUUACUCUCCUUUUUUCUUUGGUUUCUUCUUCUUCUCUUCUUUCUUCUUACUCUCCUUUUUUCUUUGGUUUCUUCUUCUUCUUCUCUUCUUUCUUCUUACUCUCCUUUUUUCUUUGGUUUCUUCUUCUUACUCUCCUUUUUUCUUUGGUUUCUUCUUCUUCUUCUCUUCUUUCUUCUUCUCUUCUUUUUUCUUUUCUCUUCGUUCUUCUUACUCUCCUUUUUUCUUUGGUUUCUUCUUCUUCUUCUCUUCGUUCUUCUUACUCUCCUUUUUUCUUUGGUUUCUUCUUCUCUUCGUUCUUCUUACUCUCCUUUUUUCUUUGGUUUCUUCUUCUCUUCGUUCUUCUUACUCUCCUUUUUUCUUUGGUUUCUUCUUCUUCUUCUCUUCGUUCUUCUUACUCUCCUUUUUUCUUUGGUUUCUUCUUCUUCUUCUCUUCUUUCUUCUUACUCUCCUUUUUUCUUUGGUUUCUUCUUCUUCUCUUCUUUCCCCAUUCUUUCACUUUCCUCCUCUUUCUCGCGCACGCACGCUCAACGACAGACAAAUUGUUUUAUCGUAUAAGCCACAGCCUGCAGCUAGGGCAAGUCUGAGGGCGCUCCUUGUGUUAACCACUGUUCGGACGUUGAGAUGGACUAGACAGAGUUUUCUUAUUUGUCCUUUCUUUCUUCUCUUCACUCCUUGUUUCCUUUUUAAAUUCCAUUUGAUCGACUUCUUUCCUAAUUUGUUUUUCUUUCUUGGACUUGUUUAUCUAUCUUUGUUGUAUUGUCAUAUCUUGUCUAUCUCUCGUUUUUCUUUUUUUAUAUUAUCCAUCAUACUUGCAAUGUCUCUCUCUCUCUCUCUCUCUCUCUCUCUCUCUCUUGCAUUAAUCAUAAUUCUUGCAUUCUCUCUCUCUCACGUAUUAACUGUAAUUCUUGGAUUGUUUGCCUGUCUCAUUCUCUAA